UGUCCGCAUAAAAUGCGACGGCACGAAAUGGCAACGGAGCAACACGUUUGAUGACCAAAAUUUGGCCUCAGCAACAAAGACGGCUACCGGGCCUCAUUUGAAGCUAUCGGCCGCCGAUGCCUGAACCCAAUCCACCAGCGAGUGUAAAACACCACUAAUAAGAAGAGCCUUCUUCUGGGUUUGCGCUGAGCGUGACUGUAGUAUACUGCCUCCUAGUGGCCAAGGCAGCAGCACACUCCAUUGACUAAAGCCUGAACCCGAUUGUUGUUGCGAAAGGCCUGCCGCUGCCGACCCAUUGGCUUGCAUUUCAGAGGACAGGACCCGAGACGAUUCCCGAGACUUCAGAAGACGGGACCCGAGACGAUUCCCGAGACUUCUGCCCCACUUGUGCUCCGCAGUACACGGACAGUCCCAAGUCGGCGGGCGCAGUACCACGUUGGGCCACAACAUGCUGGGCAGCACUGAGCUCCACCGGAAGAGAUGCGUGCGGCGAGAAGAAGAGGCGGAGAAGAUCCCCGCCGACUAAUGGCUGUCCUUGCCGAUCUUGCCUUUUUGCCGUUGACCUCAAUCAACUCAACAGCGACUGCUCUCUUCCCGGCCGGCCACUCGCUGCGGGCGGCCCUUCUUCUCGCGGGCAUUCUUUAGCCGGGACGCGCGCCGGCUCGCCGGCUGGCUCGGGGCCGCCGUCCCCACAAAGCCGCCCAGUGUGUCGGCCCAACGGAAACUCUUAAUGAGAUUAGUCGACGGCCGCGGCGCAGACAUUACUCGGUCCUGACCGCAUGUCGCCCGCUUCCUGUUGGUUUGUUCCGAGGGAUGUGGAAAAAGUCCACGUUGUCACCAAUCUUCUUCUCUUUUGUUUUCACCCUGCGAGAUGACCGGAUGACACCAUGCAGUCAUCGGUUUUGGGAACAACUGUUGCUCGGAAGCCCACCGGAAGCACGAAAGAAGACAAGCUGCUAUUCAGAUAGAAAAAGGUGCUGCCUGCGUUCACUGGCUUUUCUCGGACGCCACGACUCGAGUACCUUGUGGAGCUCUGCGACCCCCUCGGCACUCAGUGCGCCAGCCAUGCCUCGCUUCACCGUCCACGUCCGAGACGAGUGGCUGACGGUGCCGUGCCGGGACAGCUCGUCCACCAUCCGCUGGCUCGGCCACGAAGCUCUCAAGCGCUACACCAAGAACAAGCCGGACAACGGCGGCCUCCCGGCGCUCAAGGACGCCCGCUUGGUGGUGCGCAGGUGCCAGGGGCUCGGCCUGCUCGACGCCGACGACACCAUCGACGACGUCCUGGAGGACAAUGACUUCGUCGAGCUGGCCAUCGAAGGCGACACCAUGUGCCCCGACUUCAUCCCGUGCGCGCCCGGAGUUUCCCAUCUCACAGCGGCUUACCGAGAACCUGAAGAUUCUAUUUGCCUGGAUGGCAACAGCCUGACCUCGACCGACUUGGUCAACUUGGGCAGAGGCCUCUACAAGAUAACGUUGGCCCCGGAGGCCGAGAGGAAAGUUGUGCAAUCCCGAGAGCUUUUGGACACCAUCGUCAAGGAAAACAAAGUCGUUUACGGGAUCACCACGGGUUUUGGCAAGUUUGCUCGAACCGUCAUUCCUGUCAGCAAACUCAAGGAGCUGCAAGAGAACUUGGUGCGCUCGCACUCGGCAGGGGUGGGCAACCCGCUGAGCCCGGAGAGGACCCGCAUGCUGCUGGCAUUGAGGAUCAACGUUCUGGCCAAAGGCCACAGCGGCAUCUCUCUGGAGACGCUUCACGCCAUGGUCCAGGCCUUCAACGCUUCCUGCCUCUCCUUCGUCCCCGAGAAGGGCACGGUGGGCGCCAGCGGAGACCUGGCGCCGCUCGCUCACUUGGCCCUGGGGCUGAUGGGCGAGGGCAAAAUGUGGUCCCCCAAGAGCGGUUGGGCCGACGCCAAAUACGUCCUGGAGGCCCACGGGCUAAAGCCAAUAUCGCUCAAGCCCAAAGAGGGCCUGGCUCUGAUCAACGGCACCCAGAUGAUCACCUCGCUCGGUGCGGAGGCGGUGGAGCGGGCCCAGGGCGUGGCCCGCCAGGCCGACAUCAUCGCCGCGCUCACCUUGGAGGUGCUGAAGGGAACCACCAAGGCCUUUGACAGCGACAUUCACUCGCUGAGGCCCCACCCGGGACAAACGGAGGUGGCCCUGCGCUUCCGCUCGCUGCUGGACUCUGAUCAUCAUCCGUCCGAGAUUGCCGAGAGCCACCGCUUCUGCGACAGAGUCCAGGACGCUUACACCAUGCGUUGCUGUCCUCAGGUCCACGGCAUUGCCAACGACACCAUCCAGUUUGUCUUGAACAUCAUCAACACCGAAAUCAACAGCGCCACGGACAACCCCAUGGUGUUUGCCGAAAGAAGGGAGACCAUCUCGGGCGGCAACUUCCACGGCGAGUACCCGGCCAAGGCUCUGGACUUUCUGGCCAUCGGGAUCCACGAGCUGGCCUCCAUCAGCGAGAGGAGGAUCGAGAGGCUGUGCAACCCGUCGCUGAGCGAGCUGCCGGCCUUCCUGGUCAACGAAGGGGGGCUCAACUCGGGCUUCAUGAUCGCGCAUUGCACGGCUGCCGCUUUGGUUUCAGAGAAUAAAGCUUUGUGCCAUCCUUCCUCUGUGGACUCCUUGUCCACUAGCGCCGCCACGGAGGACCACGUCUCCAUGGGGGGCUGGGCAGCCCGCAAGGCCCUGAGGGUGGUAGAGCACGUGGAGCAAGUUCUGGCCAUUGAGCUGUUGGCGGCCUGCCAGGGCAUCGAGUUCCUCCGCCCGCUGCGCACCACCACGCCGCUGGAAAAGGUCUACGACCUGGUGCGCAGCGUGGUCAAGCCCUGGAUUAAGGACCGAUUCAUGUCCCCGGACAUCGAGGCCGUGCAUCGUCUCCUGCUGGACCAGAAGGUGUGGACCGUGGCCAAGCCUUACAUCGACAAAUAUCAGACGGAGUACAUCCCGGAAUCCCGUCCCGUCUCUCCGACCGCCUUCUCGCUGGAGUCGCCUCCGUCGCCCAGGAAGCGCUGUCGCCACGAAUGAAGGGCGCCGACCACUGGCUCAUAAUUGAGCCCUCCUGUGUCGGGCAGCCCGCUUUUCCUCUGGCCUUAGUCACAAGCUGUCUGUCCGCUUACUUUUACUCACCUCCGCCGUCCGUCUGGGAGUCUGAUGGUAGCGCCAAAGAGGAAAAUUCAAACGGCGUCGGGACUCGGAGCACGUGAUGACGUUGGUCCUCUGGUUUUGCUGGAUGAAAAUGAAGAGGCGCUUUGGAGUUUCUAGUCGAGCGCAUUUGCUCUCGUUUUCAUCGGUCAACAAGUCCAAAUUCAGUCAGCGUGGUCGUCACGCGAGCGGCAUUUUGGUUCUCGUCUCGCCUGGCUCGCUGUCUGGCGCGCCAAAGUCUCCUCGACGGCGGCGUUUGCUCCUAAUCUUGGGUGACGUCGUGGCUAUUCCCGUUCACUUAGUAUGGCCUCACAUCUACCUCAGCCAUUGUACUUUGCUGUCCUUCCACUUUGAUAUUUCAAAUGCUGUUGUAUGAAAUGACACAUCGGGGAUCACGACUGUAUGUAGCCAGCAAAUACAACUUUGAAAAGAA
Syngnathus typhle (broad-nosed pipefish) is the source of this 3580-nucleotide messenger RNA. It is a transcript of the gene hal, whose product is annotated as histidine ammonia-lyase. Gene Ontology annotation, cellular component: cytoplasm. The transcript is spliced from 24 exons. Gene Ontology annotation, biological process: L-histidine catabolic process. The record is from RefSeq and is a predicted model, not a curated record. The coding region runs from base 814 to 3030 and encodes 738 amino acids. Lineage: Eukaryota; Metazoa; Chordata; Actinopteri; Syngnathiformes; Syngnathidae. Gene Ontology annotation, molecular function: histidine ammonia-lyase activity.